Molecule: messenger RNA, 1278 nt
Organism: Malassezia restricta
Lineage: Eukaryota; Fungi; Basidiomycota; Malasseziomycetes; Malasseziales; Malasseziaceae
Exons: 1
Coding region: 1-1278 (425 amino acids)
Source: RefSeq, a predicted model, not a curated record
AUGAGCGAAACAUCACCCGUUGAGGUCGAGACGGGUAGUGUGCCGGACACAUAUAAUUCACCCAGCGUCUCCAGAAUGCGAAGAAGCACAUAUCAUGAAGCAGAAGUUGCGAGUUUGAUUAAGGAAGGUCGGUAUCAUGCCUCACCACGGAACUUAUACCCUCGUCGUUCAUCACAAGCAGAAACUAGUGCGUCUACAGCAAUUUCAUCAAAAAAGCAUGAUUUUGAUGUGAAAAGUGCCCUGGAUUCGCCAUCAGUUGCUGCUAAAACGUGGCGUGAUCAACAUAGCACGCCUCCGAGUUCGGGUGGGCCACCAGAUCUGGGUGAUGAAUACAUCCACCGCAGGACAACGAAUCGGCGCGUUCCUUUUAGUUUGCCUGCGAAACCGCAUUACAUGAUACCCAAACGUGACAUAAAAACGCACCGCAGCGCGAGUAUGAAUGCUUUGACAGCACAUCUAAGCGACGCGCAUCUCAGUUCUCCUGAUGCAUACAUGGCCCAACACCAAGGUGGUCCACCUAUACCCCAGUCCAGCACUCAGACUAUUUUUCAACAAGACUCAUUCAGUUUCAAGUCCCAGCAUACGCACAAUAUUCGGCUGGCCCUGGAACAGUGUCAAAAAUUGCGAGAGAGAACGAACGUGGUCCCGAAUGCAACCACGGAGCUUGUGGAACAGCUUGAAACAGCAGCACAUCUUGCAGAUACUUUAAAUCAAAAACUGCACAAUGUUGUCCAUGCGCAACUCAACCAGCGCAUGGAAGGUGAAAGGGUGCUCGAUGGCCCAUAUGAAACCAUACCAGCACGUUGGCACGAUGCCGAGCUAAGUAUGCUUCUCAAAUACAGUGACGAUCUUGUGCGCAGUUUAACAGACUCUAUACUUUUUAUCCUUCGUGGUCAACGGAAGCCACAACGAUCAUCGACUUCGAUGUCUUUCACGCAUACUUCUCCUCGUCAAUGUAUUUCACCGCACCAUGCGACUCAUCGCGCUGCCACAUUUCAAUCAUCCGAUCAAAAUUAUGCUUUGAAAAAUUCAUCGCGCAGCUCUCAUCAGUAUACAUCAGCAAUAAGGAGCAAUGGAACCAGUCCACACGCAUCUAUGCAUAACGCAUCACAGGCUGUUCAUUCGAACAGUUUCAUGGAUUCACUUCACAGCCCCAUCUCGCGUUUCGGAUCAUUUUGGACUGAUGGUGCGUCUUCAGUCAAAUCCAAAAGUUUCUAUGAUCUAUCAUCUGUCACACCAAGGCAUCGCCGCUUUAACGAGCGUAGAGAUUUAGUGUAA